GAUUCCCAAAUCUGUCCCCUGAAAUUCGUUAAGAUGGCUUCUGCGGAGGGUGGGGCAGAUAAGUAUCGUUCUUACUUGCAGGGUGAAGGAGAGAAGAACACCCAGUGGAGGUUUGGUGCUCCUCCUAACUAUGAUGCUGUCAACAAGCUCUUUGAAGAAGGCAGGACUAUGGUAUGGCCUCCGGGGUCACUUGAAGAAAAAGUGCAGAACCUUGUGAAGACAUGGGAGAUGGAGCUUUUCCACAAGACCUCCUUUGACCAGUAUAAAUCAUUUGAACCAAACAAGUAUACCUUCAGCUUAAAUGGAAGGGAAGCGUUGAGCUUGGAAGAGAAGCGUAAGCUGGGGGGAGGCUACAACGCCAUGUUGCAGACCUCCUUGCCGGAGAAGUACCGCUGCUACGACCCCGCCGCCCACACCGCCGACUCCUCUCACCGUGCGUUCACCACCACAUUCCCUCGCGGUUUUGCGCUCGAGAUUCUGCAAGUCUACUCCGGGCCGCCGCUCAUCGUCUUCAAGUUCAGGCACUGGGGCUUCAUGGAGGGUCCUUUUUUGGGGCAUCCCCCCACCGGCGAAAUGGUCCAACUCUUCGGAAUCGGCAUUUUUCAGGUGGAUGAAGAUAUGAAGGUGGUGAAGGUAGAGUUCUUUUUCGACCGGGGAGAACUGCUCGGUGGUCUUGCGAAGGCCGCCGGAUCCGGCGGCGCCGUUGAUGAUCUACCUUCAAGCUGUCCCUUCCUUAGGAACACUGGGUAGUCAAUGACUCAUAAUGUUGUAUUGGA
Malania oleifera is the source of this 776-nucleotide messenger RNA. RefSeq names its product pathogen-related protein-like. The record is from RefSeq and is a predicted model, not a curated record. The transcript has 4 exons. The coding region runs from base 34 to 750 and encodes 238 amino acids. Lineage: Eukaryota; Viridiplantae; Streptophyta; Magnoliopsida; Santalales; Ximeniaceae.